AUGUCUCGUCUUCAAAAAGCUAAGGAGACAAUUGAACGAGGCGCGGCACAAUAUCUUGAGAAAGUCGCGCAAGAUCCAAUGGAUAACAAAGCGUAUAUCGCAUUUGAGGACAUCCUGGAUGAAUAUUUAUCUAAUCCUACAUCUUAUAUUGAACAGGAACAGAUUGAAUUGUUAAAUUGUAUAAAAGAUGUCACAGUUCCUUUAAAAGAUGAAGAACAAAAGGCAGGAUUGCCGUUCUUGUCAUCAUAUGAAUCAACAUCACUUAUAGUUCAAGAAAUUGUUGAUGUCAUGGCUCAGCUUAAUGUUCGGGACAUUCAUGUGAUACUUUUUGAGAGAUUUAGCUUACUUGAUUGGAAAGAUUCAGAAAGUUUUGUAUCUGAAUUUAUCGGAUUGAUAAAGAUUCUCAGAAUAGCUGAAACCCUCCAAUAUAUUGUUAGAGCAUGGCAAACAUUAGAAAUUUUAAAAAACAAAAAUUUAGAUCUUGUCACUGAAUGUCUAAUCGGAUUCACAGAAUUUGCAGUGCAAAUAAUUAACCUUGAUAGCAAGGUUAGUAAUUAUUAG
Messenger RNA from Racocetra fulgida, 561 nucleotides. The record is from the annotation of a GenBank genome assembly. Lineage: Eukaryota; Fungi; Glomeromycota; Glomeromycetes; Diversisporales; Gigasporaceae.